AAUCACGUGAUUAGUCCGUAUCCACGCAAGACGGCCAGCGGUCUGUCCGCGAUAUCCGUGCUCGGUCCCAAAUCUCACUUUUCCAACUUCGACAACAAAACACUGAAUGUAGUUUUGUGGACACCGUUGACAAGAUGGCCCUCCGGAAGGUCAAGGGAAACUUCGAGCGCAUGUUCGACAAGAACCUGACCGACCUGGUUCGUGGGAUACGAAAUAACAAGGAAAACGAGCCCAAGUACAUUUCACAAUGCAUGGACGAGAUCAAAGAAGAGCUGAGGCAGGAGAACAUGUCAGUCAAGGCGAAUGCGGUGGCAAAGCUGGCCUAUCUUCAAAUGCUGGGCUACGACAUCAGCUGGGCUGCCUUCAACAUCAUCGAAGUGAUGAGUUCUACAAAGUUCACCUUCAAGCGCAUUGGAUACCUGGCUGCCUCGCAGAGCUUCCACGAGGGCACAGACGUGCUCAUGCUCACCACAAACAUGAUUCGCAAGGACCUCAACAGCCAGGGCAUGUACGACUCCGGCACGGCCAUGAGUGGGCUGGCAUGCUUCGUGACCCCCGACCUCGCUCGUGACCUUGCCAACGAUGUCAUGACCCUGUUGACGUCUACCAAGCCGUACCUGCGCAAGAAGGCGGUGCUGCUCAUGUACAAGAUCUUCCUGCGCUUCCCCGAGGCCCUGCGGCCGGCCUUCCCCAGACUCAAGGAGAAGCUGGAGGACCCCGACCCUGGGGUCCAGUCUGCGUCCGUGAACGUGAUCUGCGAGCUUGCGCGCAAGAACCCCAAGAACUACCUGUCCCUGGCACCGGUCUUCUUCAAGCUCAUGACGAGCUCCACCAACAACUGGAUGCUCAUCAAGAUCAUCAAGCUGUUUGGUGCCCUCACACCCCUUGAACCUAGGCUGGGAAAAAAGUUGAUCGAGCCUCUAACUAACUUAAUCCACAGCACAUCCGCCAUGUCCCUUCUGUACGAAUGUAUCAACACUGUGAUUGCAGUCUUGAUUUCUAUAUCUUCAGGAAUGCCCAACCACUCGGCCUCCAUUCAGCUCUGCGUCCAAAAGCUGAGGAUCCUCAUUGAAGACUCUGACCAGAAUCUGAAGUACCUGGGUCUGCUGGCCAUGUCCAAGAUCCUGCGGACUCACCCCAAGAGCGUGCAGGCCCACAAGGACCUGGUGCUGCAGUGCCUAGAUGACAAGGACGAGUCCAUACGCCUCCGGGCACUAGACCUGCUCUACGGCAUGGUUUCCAAGAAGAACCUGAUGGAGAUUGUGAAGAAGCUGAUGGUUCACAUGGACCGGGCAGAGGGUAGUGCCUACAGGGACGAGCUGCUCUCCAAGGUCAUCGACAUCUGCUCGCAGAACAACUACCAGUACAUCACCAACUUCGAGUGGUACGUCAGCGUCCUGGUGGAGCUGACGCGCAUCGAGGGCACCAAGCACGGCCUGACCAUUGCCUCCCAGAUGAUGGACGUUGCUGUCAGGGUGCAGGCUGUCCGGGCAUUCAGCGUCUCCCAGAUGGCGGUGCUCUUGGAGAACACCCACCUGCUGGUGGGGAAUGGCCAGCGCAACAGCAUCUGCGAGGUCUUGUAUGCGGCCGCCUGGAUCUGUGGAGAGUAUUCCGACCUCCUGGAGGACCCCCGGAGCAGCCUGGACUCGCUGCUGCGGCCGAGGGCCUGCGUGCUGCCCCCGCACAUCCAGAGCGCCUACGUGCACAACGCCCUGAAGCUGUGGGCCCGCAUGCUAGCCCAGGAGGAGCGGGCCAACCUGGGCGACUCUGAGAGCAGCCUGAGCGAGGGGGGUCAGGAGGCGUGCACCCUGCUCUGCCAGCGGCUGCCCCUCUUCGUGCACAGCGGGGACCUGGAGGUGCAGGAGAGGGCGUGCUGUGCCCUCCACCUGGUGCGUCAAGUGAGCAAGAUGCAGGCGAGGGGUGAGAGGGUCGGGGAAGAGCUGAGGGCCCUCUUUGCGGGGGACCUCAACCCCGUGGCGCCCAAGGCCCAGAAGAAGGUGCCCUUGCCCGAGGGUUUGGAUCUGGACCAGUGGAUCAACGACCCGCCUUCGGAGUCAUCUGAAGAGGAGGAGGAGGAUACUGUGGCAGAGAUAUUCAUUAAGACUGACAGAUCUUCAUCACACUACACAGAGAAGAAAUAUGACCCCACUGACGAGGAACUGGAAAAUAUGCGGGAGGCUAGGAAGCAGGAACAGGCCAACAACCCACACUAUCUCAAGGCCACCCCCAAGAGCAGGUCAAGCAACGGCCACAUCCAAGGGGUUGGCGUGGAGGACAUACCGGUGGCCGAGAUUGACCUGUCUGUACCCCUGCACAUUCCAGGGCUGAUCUCGUCGGACAAGUACCUGAGCGCCAGUCGCAAGGCGCGCGAAGUGGCAGACGGCGAGGAAGGUGGCGACCGGCGGAAGAAGAAGAAGAAGAGGAGGAGAAGGAAGGGGGAGGAGGAAGAGGAGGAGAGGAGGCCUCCCCCGGAUGUCCCCUCGGAGGAGGAAUUGCCCGCGGAGGCGGUGAACACGUCCCUGGGCGAGAUGCCCGAGGGGGCACGGCUGACGGACGACGAGGACGACGACAGGCACAAGGACGACCCCCACCGGGCCCUGGACAUUGAUCUCGAGCAGCCACUGCACGAGGAGAGGCCCCCCAGGCACCAGGACCACCCCAGCGUGCUGCCGGACGUGACGCCAGAGCUGGAAGAGCCACAGGACGGCCCCCGCUCACACAAGCGGGACGGAGACCGGAAACACCGAAAGAAGAAGAAAGAGCACCGGCACAAGUCCAAGGAGCGCAAGCACCGCCGUCGGGAGGAGUCGCCGCCUGCAAACGCGGUCGCAGAGACGGUCGACGGGGAGCAGAGCGCGGGAGACGCUCCGGCGACCCAUGCCAAGGAGGACCUUGACUUUUGGCUGUCUCCGGCUGCUACGAGGGAAGGGACCGACGAAACGGCAGAAGCUUUGACUUCGGCUGCUCCGGCGGCUGAAGCCAAUGGUCAAGACGUGCCACUGUCCAGGUCACGGGAGAAGGGAACCCGCAAGAAGCGCGAGUCCUCCAGGAAGAAGCGGAAGAGUGGCAAGGGGGAGGAGCACUCUGCCAUGCUGCUGCAGCAGGACACGCCCAAGGACAAGCGAGAGUACGAGGAGGCCCCAGGGAUCACCACGCCCUCCAAGGAGCCGGGGGUGGCCAUGACCCCCAUGACACCCUGCAUGCCACCCCCUGCAUCCAACUACAAGUUGCUUGCUGACGACCAGAAUGUCAAACUGGUCUACGAGGUGCGUCCCCUCCCCGGAGUGGUGAACCAGGUGGUGGUGUCAAUCAUCUUCACUAACCAGAGCAGCUGCCAGCUCAAGGAGAUGGAGUUGGGCAUCCUCGACACCCUCAACACCAAGCUGGUGCGGGGGGUGGACUCGCACGACGGCGUUAAGGUGCCCUUCCAGCUCCCCCCCUGCACGGCCAACGAGGGCCAGUUUGCGUUCACCGUGGACAGCGUGAGCAUGGCGCAGCGGCUGCGGGGAACCUUCACCUACAUGCUGGUGACGGACACGGGUUCUACGCAUGAGAAACUGGACUUCAAGCUCCACCUGCCGGUAUCUUCGUACCUCAUAGGGACCAUGUACAAGCGGGACACGUUUGCCGAGCUCCUGCGUGGGGGGGAGCUGUCGGCCAAGAGCGGCUUCACGCUGGACGCAGUGGAGUUUGAGUUCUCGCACGUUCUCUCCAAGAUCUGCUUCCACUGCCACUUCACAGUGGUGGAGCAAGUGGAGCUGAGUGCUUCGCUGUACAGCCGCUCCAUACAGGACGACCACAUCUGCCUGCUGGUCAAACACAUGAAUCCCAAUCGUCUGCACGUGGACGGCAAGAGCACCAACGGGCAGCUGCUCUCCAGCCUGAUGGACGAAGUUCGGGCCCUGCUGUCUGCAAGCGCUUCCUAGGAACCCGCUCCUCAUUCCAGGCAACCUGGGGCAGGGACUUACUCGUCCUUUGACCUCCAGAUGUCUCUUCAGCGGAACUCUGCAACGGAAGUCGUCCCGUCGGGACGGCCUGUGCUCGUCACCUUUGAGCGUCUCUUGAGCAAAAGUCCUCGGUGGGAUUCUUCAGCUUCAGCAAAACUUGUCCCGCCGGGACAGCCGGUCGUUUCUCACCCUCGAGCGUCUCUUCGGCAAAGUCUUCAGCAGAACUGCUUGGACGCUGUGUAACCAAGCGAUGGCCACGCUGCGGAAAACUGGGCAACGUGCGAGUUAUUUAUGUAAAUGUUCACGUGGUCGAGUUGCAAGGUGGAGACUUUUUUUUCUUCCUAACUUUUGCCGUCGGGACAGCCUGUUUUUCUUUCCUUGUAAAACUAUCAAAACAGUUUCCAGUCUGCUUCCUGCAAGGUUUUCCUUUUUUUUCCCCUUCUUGAUUUUCCAUUAAAUACAAAAGCGAAUUAAGUGCUUAUGUGAACAGAUCGGUGGAAACAAGUGCUUCAAAGCGGUACGACUGUUUUGUUUAGGCUAGCGUGAGGAAAAAAAUGGUUCCAUUGUGUGAGAAACAUGCCGACUGACGGAAGCAUUAAAGAGUAUUUUACACGUUUGCAAACUUA
Messenger RNA from Ixodes scapularis (black-legged tick), 4573 nucleotides. RefSeq names its product AP-3 complex subunit delta-1 (gene garnet). Bases 135 to 3926 code for a protein of 1263 amino acids. Gene Ontology annotation, biological process: synaptic vesicle membrane organization; neurotransmitter receptor transport, postsynaptic endosome to lysosome; Golgi to vacuole transport. Gene Ontology annotation, cellular component: presynaptic endosome; terminal bouton; AP-3 adaptor complex. NCBI's taxonomy places the organism in Eukaryota, Metazoa, Arthropoda, Arachnida, Ixodida, Ixodidae. The transcript has 33 exons. The record is from RefSeq and is a predicted model, not a curated record.